This is a messenger RNA of Pistacia vera, 1017 nucleotides long. RefSeq names its product 50S ribosomal protein L3, chloroplastic. Gene Ontology annotation, molecular function: structural constituent of ribosome. Gene Ontology annotation, cellular component: chloroplast envelope; ribosome. The record is from RefSeq and is a predicted model, not a curated record. NCBI's taxonomy places the organism in Eukaryota, Viridiplantae, Streptophyta, Magnoliopsida, Sapindales, Anacardiaceae. The transcript has 2 exons. Bases 47 to 883 code for a protein of 278 amino acids. Gene Ontology annotation, biological process: translation.
AUUCUUGUUGAUAAACCGCAACACUCAACAAAAGGAAAAAACUCAAAUGCAAAUUUCUUCACUUUCAGCGGUUGGGCAAUGCCCAACAUGGUCAACUUCACCAAUCCCGUCUCUAAAAUGUACAUUCCUCUCCCCCACCAAAACCUCUCUUCUUUUCUCCGCCCAAAAACCACUCAUUGUCACCCACAAAACACGCCCAACUCACAUCGUUUCAAUGAGCACCGAAGCUGGAAUCGGUGUCAUGGGUACUAAACUUGGAAUGAUGUCAUUCUUUGAAGAAAACGGCACCGUAGUUCCUGUCACUGUCAUUGGGUUUCGAGAAGGGAACAUUGUGACUCAAGUUAAGACCGCUUCCACUGAUGGGUAUGAUGCGGUUCAAGUUGGUUACAGGAGAGUUAGGGAUAAGAAAUUGACGAAACCUGAGAUGGGUCAUUUGCAGAAGUCUGAAAUUAUACCCCUGAGGCAUUUACAGGAGUUUAGGUUGCAGUCUGUUGAGGGGUUCGAGGCGGGUCAAAAGUUGGUUUUUGAUGAGCUUUUUAAGGAGGGGGAUCUUGUUGAUGUUUCUGGGACUACUAUUGGAAAGGGGUUUCAAGGUGGAAUUAAGCGGCACAAUUUCAAAAGGGGUCUAAUGACCCACGGUUCUAAGAGUCAUAGAGCUUUGGGUUCUAUUGGUGCUGGAACAACACCCGGACGUGUGUACAAGGGAAAGAAGAUGCCUGGCAGGAUGGGAGGGACAAAAAGGAAGAUCAGAAAACUCAAGAUUGUGAAAAUUGAUAAUGAUCUUCGUGUUGUAAUGAUUAAAGGCGCAGUCCCUGGUAAGCCGGGAAAUCUUCUGCGUAUAGCACCAGCUAAGAUUGUAGGGAAAAACAUACCAAAGAACUAGGUUGGGGUAUUUGAUUGGUUUGUCAAAGAGAGUAUUUAUGUAACUUUUUUGAAUGGCGAUUUAGAAUUUCAGUUAACAUAUUCUGUUGAGGGAAGGCUGGAUCAAUCAAUUCUUUUGUGCUAAAUUUCUAAUUA